AUGUGGAACAGGCUAAAGGAAGUGGAAAAGCACUUUGAGUACCAAUACCCAUCUCAGACCGAUGAUGUCGUGCAGAUGAUAUGGAAGGCCAUUGCUCGGAAGGUUUUGGACUUGCUUGAGGUUCUACAGUUUAGAUGUUUUGAUACUUCAACGAAGUAUCCACAGCUGCUUUCCAGCUUGGGAAUCGAAUCGAAGAUUGAAGAGAUCCUAAGGAACUCUGCCAAUUUUGAAAAUGGUGGUGUAUAUUAUUAUUCAGAGAGAGGUGACCGACUGAUUGAUCUUGAUGCUUUCCAUGAAAAACUUCUCCAGAUUUCACAAGAAUUGAACUCACAAUUAACCGAGCCUGAGAAAGCUGGACUAAAAGAAUCAGUUCAUUGUUUCCUCAAAUGGGCGUGGCGAUAUAACAAAAAUCUUGAAGAGCAGGCUGCCCAACUUCACAUGUUGACUGGCUGGUCACAGAUUGUUGAAGUUGCUGUAUCAAGAAGGAUGUCAUUAUUCGAGGACUGUUAUCAGCUAUUGUUUGAACUGCUUGAUGCUUCGUUGAAUGCCUGUUUUGUCCAUUCUAGGAGAAGCAUACCAAGUUCUCAGUGA
Zea mays is the source of this 591-nucleotide messenger RNA. Its product is annotated as nuclear pore complex protein NUP205-like. Gene Ontology annotation, cellular component: nuclear pore. The record is from RefSeq and is a predicted model, not a curated record. The coding region runs from base 1 to 591 and encodes 196 amino acids. NCBI's taxonomy places the organism in Eukaryota, Viridiplantae, Streptophyta, Magnoliopsida, Poales, Poaceae. The transcript is spliced from 7 exons.